CGCCGCCGAUCCCGAGAGCUCCCCGGAGGGUUUGGAGGAGCCGGAGGAGCCCCGGCGGGACCCCCCGGACCCGGCCCGCCCGACCUGCGAGCUCUGCGGGAAAAGCUUCACCUCGGACUCGUCCCUGAGCCGCCACCUCCGCGCCCACCCCGGCGGGUCCCCGUUCAGCUGCUUCCGCUGCCACAGCUCCUUCCCGUGCGGGGCCGCGCUGCGGGAGCACCUCAGCACCCCGUGCCAGCCCCGGCCCCACAAAUGCCGCUCCUGCCCCAAACGCUUCGCGUCCGUGCGCUCCCUGCAGAAACACCGCCGCGUCCACCUGGACGGCGACCUGCGCUGCCCGGACUGCGGCAAAACCCUCACGUCCAAAGCGUCUCUGGUCACGCACCGGCGCAUCCACACCGGGGAGCGCCCGUUCGCCUGCCCGGACUGCGGCAAGAGCUUCAUGGCCACCAAAUCGCUCAGCAAGCACCGGCAGGCGCAGCACAUCGCCGGCGGCUUCAUCUGCAGCGACUGCGGCAAGAGCCUCUCCAGCCACUCGGCGCUGGUCACCCACCGGCGCAUCCACACGGGCGAGCGGCCCUACGAGUGCCCCGACUGCGGCAAAGGCUUCAUGGCCACCAAAUCGCUCAGCAAGCACCGCAAAAUCCACCGCGACGGGGCGGCGGGACCCGCGACAGCGGCGACAGCGCCGUGCUCCGAGUGCGGUGACAGCGGAGCGACCGCAUCGUGCCCGCACCGCCGGCGGCCGCUCCGGGACAGCCCCGAGAGCAGAGCGGAGAUCCCGGGAGCCCCCCCGGCCUCAUCCCGGCCCCUCCGGGACAGCCCCGAGAGCAGAGCGGGGGUCCCGGCCCCAUCCAGGCCCCUCCGGGACAGCCCCGAGAGCAGAGCGGGGAUCGCCGCCGUUCCCCCGCGACCCCUCCGGGACAGCCCCGACAGCAGAGCGGGGGUCCCGGCAGUGCCCCCGGCCCCAUCCCGGCCCCUCCGGGAACACUCCGAGCUCGGGGCAGGGGUCCCGGCCCCAUCCCGGCCGCUCCGGGACAGCCCCGACAGCGGGGGGGAACCCGAGAGUGACCCCCCCUAA
Molecule: messenger RNA, 1081 nt
Organism: Malurus melanocephalus (red-backed fairy wren)
Lineage: Eukaryota; Metazoa; Chordata; Aves; Passeriformes; Maluridae
Product: zinc finger protein 154-like
Exons: 2
Source: RefSeq, a predicted model, not a curated record